UGACGUCAACAGCAAAGGCCAACCUUUUCUCCAAAUCACAAAAUUCAUAGUUCUCCGAUUGAUGACCCAUUUAUAUUGCUUCUCAAGAUAGAGUUUGUUAUUGAUCAAUGCACUGAGUUCUUUUCACUUUUUCUCUGUGGGAAAGGGAAAGCACAAAGCCAUCUGCCUCUCAGUGGAGACGGCCACAACUUAAUCCAGAUUAUGGCUGCAGCAUAAACGCUUUUUUUCUUUCUUUUUUUUUUGGCCACCAUUCCUAGUCAAUAGUGUGUCCUUGAUAGCACAGACAGGCAGGUCGGUUAGCCUACCUCCAAAUAGACCUAACCACUAAAAAUUAAAGGACCUCUGGCACUGGAAACCAAGGAGUUUAAGCAACAUAUUUCAACUUGACGUUCAGUUACAGACUCCAGUGGGGUAAAAAUGGCUUUCUUAAUCAAAAGUAUGGUUGGGAACCCAUUGAAAGGAAUGGGUCUUGGAGGAGGAGAGGAGAAAGCAGAGGAGGAGACCCCCAAGGACCCUGCAGCAGCUGCCGGCAUGACCAGAGAAGAAUAUGAGGAAUACCAGAAGCAGGUGGUAGAGGAGAAGAUGGAGAGAGAUGCAGAUUUCUUGCACAAGAAAGCAGAGAGGGCCACUCUGAGGGUGUGUUUACGAGAUAAAUACCGACUUCCAAAAAGUGAGCAGGAUGAUAACAUGCUUCAGAUGGCAGGAGAUGAUGUUGAUGUUCCCGAGGAACUGCUGAAGAUGGUAGAUGAUGAUGCUACGGAGGAAGAAGAAAAAGACUCCAUCAUGGGGCAGUUUCAGAACAUACAGAACAUGGACAUGGAUCAGAUAAAGGAGAAAGCCUCUGCCACGCUCACAGAGAUGAAGUCCAAGGCUGAGGAGAAGUGCUCUGUCAUGUAGUGAUUUAAAUUUGGAAAUAUAUUUCCAUGAUUUUGGGGGAAAAUAAUUCCAUAUGUUUGUUGUUUGAAUAAAGGAUGUUGUAGUUUUCACCUUUUUUGCAUUCUUUUUUUUUCCACAGUACUAUAAUCACAAUAGGUGUUGAAGUUUAUUUUUAUUUUUUACAUUUUAUUGCAUUAUUUUAUUUUGUUUUAUUUUACUGUGUUUAAUUUUAGUUCAUGGUAGGCUAGUAUUCACAAAAGUCUCUCUGAGAUAAUGGCUGAUUCUACAUUGUUGAAAUUUGAGAGAUUUAACUGUUAAUAUGGGGUCAAGCAAGUAGCUACAGCUCUUUUUUUUAAUGUCAAUCAAACAUAGAAUUUGUUUUUAAAUAGAGACAGAAAAGCUCUGUUUAAAUGCCCUUCUUGGGAUGAGAUGAAUGUGAUGCUUUGAAUUAGGUUUUUAAUUUUUUAACAGCAGACAAUCUAGAAUUGACACAUGCAAUAUUGUACUGCUCAUUAGGAUUUUUUUAUGUAAUAUUAUUAACUUGUGUGGGUAGACAUGAAUGUGUCGUGUAGGUUUGAUGUCUCAUGCAAAAUUAAUUAAUAAAACAGACAACAUAACAUCUAGAUUAUUUUGCAACAUUUGUGUUGCUUGAUGAGGAGGAAAAUCUGUCUGUCUAUCCCUUCAUCCAUCCAUUAAUUAUCAGAAUAAAUUAUAACAUCACAAUAGCACA
Xyrauchen texanus (razorback sucker) is the source of this 1606-nucleotide messenger RNA. RefSeq names its product complexin-4-like. Gene Ontology annotation, biological process: neurotransmitter transport; synaptic vesicle exocytosis; regulation of neurotransmitter secretion. The record is from RefSeq and is a predicted model, not a curated record. Gene Ontology annotation, molecular function: syntaxin binding. Gene Ontology annotation, cellular component: SNARE complex; terminal bouton. Bases 418 to 897 code for a protein of 159 amino acids. Lineage: Eukaryota; Metazoa; Chordata; Actinopteri; Cypriniformes; Catostomidae. The transcript has 3 exons.